Camellia sinensis is the source of this 2876-nucleotide messenger RNA. Its product is annotated as E3 ubiquitin-protein ligase WAV3. NCBI's taxonomy places the organism in Eukaryota, Viridiplantae, Streptophyta, Magnoliopsida, Ericales, Theaceae. The record is from RefSeq and is a predicted model, not a curated record.
UUUUCCCACAAACCUCUCAACUCUCUCUCUCUCUCUCUCUCUCUCUCUCAUCCAUGGCCGCCAAGAAGAAGACAGAAGACCAGUAAACCGACAACGACCCACCAACACUCCGUUCCGUCUUAACCUUUCACACACAAAACGCAUCAUCUCUCUCUCUCUCUCUCUUGUCUUUUUAUAUGUGAACGAACAAAACUCCAUUCAGAGCUCUGUCUCGUUUUGCGUGUUCCACUUCUAGUAUUACUUUUCUUUCUCUCUCUUUACCUUCUCUCUCUGAAACCCACCUUCAGGUCAAGAUUUAGAGCAAUUUGGGAUCUGGGUUUGGCUUCAAAUGGGCAGUAAAUGGAGGAAAGCGAAGCUCGCGCUUGGUAUGAACCUGUGUGUGUAUGUUCCGAGGACCAUUGACGACGGCGACUAUUCUCCGCCGCUGUCGGAAAGGGGCUCCGACGCCGCUCUGCUCUCGCCGUCGGUUUCCAUGCCGAUGACGCCGACACCGUCGUCUCACGGGUUGAGGCUGUCGAAAAGUAUGAGCAGAUCGUCUAAGAAGACCUGCUCAAUAUGUUUAACCACAAUGAAACGAGGAGAAGGCCAUGCAAUUUUCACUGCAGAAUGUUCGCAUUCCUUCCAUUUUCACUGUAUUGCUUCAAAUGUGAAACACGGCAACCCAAUUUGCCCAGUCUGUAGAGCAAAGUGGAAGGAAAUUCCCUUGCAAGGUCCCACUUUUGAUCCUCCGCCUGGAAGGGCAAGAAUCAAUCCAGUAGACUGGCCUCAAAAUAACACUUUGAUGACUGUAAUUCGCCACCUACCUCCCCCUCGUCUGAAUUCCAAUCGCCAUGUUUUGCCAAUAUUUCAAGCUCCCGAGCCAGCUGUCUUUGACGAUGAUGAAUCCGUAGAUCAUCAAGUUGAGCUCAUUGGAAGAAGCUCGUCAAAUAUGAACACUGCUGAUACUGAUUUCCACAAGACAAUAAAGAUUAAAACAUUCCCCGAAUUUCCGUCAGUUCCACGGUUUGAUUCUUACGAUAACUUCACCGUUUUGAUCCAUCUCAAAGCUCCUGUUUCAAUUUCAGGGCAAAAAUCCAACAGAAACCUGGCUAACCUGCCACAAAUUUCUCAAACUCCUCGCGCUCCUAUUGACCUUGUUACAGUACUCGACAUCAGUGGUAGCAUGGCGGGAACCAAGCUCGCAUUGCUAAAGCGAGCUAUGGGGUUUGUGAUUCAAAAUCUCGGCCCAAAUGACAGGCUGUCGGUAAUUGCCUUCUCUUCAACAGCCCGUCGCCUCUUCCCUCUCCAUAGGAUGUCUGAUGCAGGAAGGCAACAAGCGUUGCAAGCCGUCAACUCUUUAGCUGCUAAUGGAGGGACAAAUAUUGCUGAAGGGUUGAGAAAAGGUGCAAAAGUAAUGGAAGACCGAAGAGAAAAAAACCCAGUUGCUAGUAUUAUACUGCUCUCUGAUGGACAGGACACAUAUACUGUCAAUGGUUCGGGUGGCAACCAGAAAAAGCCAAAUUACCAGUUGCUCCUUCCUUUGUCCAUUCACGGAAAUGACAGUGCAGCGUUUAAGAUUCCAGUUCAUGCUUUCGGGUUUGGCACUGAUCAUGAUGCUUCAUCAAUGCAUUCGAUUUCAGAGACUUCUGGUGGGACCUUCUCUUUCAUUGAGACGGAGGCUGUGAUUCAGGAUGCGUUUGCACAGUGCAUUGGAGGGCUUUUGAGUGUCGUAGUAAAGGAGCUGCAAGUCUCUAUUGAAUGUGUCCAUUCUAGCCUCUGCAUAGGCUCUUUAAGAGCAGGUAGUUACCCAAAUCUAGUGUCGCCUGAUCGACAUAAGGGUUUUAUCGACGUUGGAGAUCUGUAUGCUGAUGAGGAGAGGGAUUUCCUUGUUUCGGUCAACGUCCCGGCAGACUUUUCGAGCAGCGAAACAUCAUUGAUAAAGGUGAGAUGCGUUUACAACGAUCCCUUGACAAAAGAAAAGGUGACUUUGGGAAGCGAAGAAGUUAAGAUCAACAGACCUGAAAUAGGUGGACAAGAGAUUGUGUCCAUAGAAGUUGACAGGCAACGGAACAGGCUCCAAGCAGCCGAAGCAAUGGCACGGGCAAGAGCCACGGCCGAGCAAGGAGACCUUGCCGGUGCCGUGUCUAUCCUCGAGAGCUGUUGCAAGGUGUUGUCAGAGACUGUGUCAGCUAAAUCCCACGACAGGCUCUGUGUUUCAUUGGAUGCUGAGCUCAAGGAGAUGCAGGAGAGGAUGGCGAGCAGACACGUAUAUGAGGCAUCAGGGGCGUAUAUUCUUUCGGGACUGAGCUCACACUCAUGGCAAAGAGCAACGGCAAGGGGUGACUCCACAGAUGGUUCAAGUCUUGUUCAGGCGUAUCAAACCCCAUCAAUGGCCGAGAUGCUUAAUCGGUCUCAGGCGACAUUAUUGGGCAGUCCAUCGGCUCAGAAGCUCAUCCGACCAGUAUGGUCAUUUGCAUCACAACCGAAGCCAAGGUAAAAGGUUUUAGGGUUGCUACAGAGCGUGAUCUUCAAGAUGCAGUUGUGUAUUUUCAAUGCCUGUCUAUUUUUUUGAGAUUUUUGUUCUUGUUUUUGUUUUUCGUUUUUUGUUUUUUGGAUGGGGAUAAAUUGGGAAGAUAAGGAGAGGGGUUUUUGACUGUCAAUAUUGUUGUUGCCUUAAAUAUGUGAAGGAAUAAACUUGGUAAAGAGGAAACACUACUAGGUAGGGUUUACAACUACUUUGUUUUUGUUUAACUUGCUGUUGGGGGUGAUGUACAUAAAGAAGAAAUGGUUUUGUCUUGAGGGAAGUGGGUAUAAGUUUGUAAUUGUGGGGAUAGUUGUGGUGAAGUCUUCACCUAUUAUAAGAUAGGCUGCAAUGUUAUUCUUUUCAGAUUUUUCUU